Molecule: messenger RNA, 2891 nt
Organism: Anopheles stephensi (Asian malaria mosquito)
Lineage: Eukaryota; Metazoa; Arthropoda; Insecta; Diptera; Culicidae
Product: zinc finger protein 358-like
Exons: 3
Coding region: 321-2228 (635 amino acids)
Cellular component (GO): nucleus
Molecular function (GO): zinc ion binding
Source: RefSeq, a predicted model, not a curated record
UUACAUAAAGAAAAGCAUGUUGAAGCUUAAAAAAUAGUUUAACGUUUAAUUGUCACCAAAAACUUCAACAAGCUAUGGAAGAAGCAUUUCACCACGCGCACCACUUUUUCCGUCCCGCACUUUUUCCCAAACAAUUGUGCAUUCCCCGGUCGGAGCCAGCAUUUGCCCACCCAAAGCCAGCCGCGGGUCAUUAAAUGCAAUGCAUAUGGUGUAGUUACGCCCGUGAACAGCGCAGCGUCGGUAAACCUGGUGUGGCUGAAUGUGAUUGAUUGGCGUUGGGUCCCGCUUUACUAGGCACCGAUAGAACGACGGCAGUAGUUAUGAACAUUGGGAAUGGCCCCAUACCGGCGGUGGAGCGACAACUUUGUCGGCUUUGUUUGGGAAAGGAAGGCGAAUUGGUAGACAUAUUCGGUGUACAGCAGGCAACGAGCCUGGGUGAACCGUUGCCGGUGCGGAUACAGGGCUGCCUGCAGCUGGAUAUCACACAACACGACAGUCUACCUAAAUGGAUAUGCAAACGGUGUUUGGAGAAGAUCGAUGACUUUACCAGCUUCCGGGAACGAUGCAAGCUGAACGAGCGGAAGCUACUGCUUGGCGGUGAGCAUGGUGGUCCGGGGGAGAGCUUUCACGCUGCGGAGAUGCACUCGGAUGACGGUAGCGAUGAUGAUGCGGAUGACGAUGAGGAAGAAAUGGAAAUGAUUGUCAUCGAUCCCUCGCAAGACUAUGAAAGCUCGAACGACAGUCUUCCGAACGAGGAAGCGUACGAUGAAAAAAGCGCGACAAAUGCGCUUCUUCCGAUACCUCCGCUUACCAUUAGCCGACAGCUGAACGCGACCGCCGAAGAGGAAGACGCGGAUGGUUCCGAUGCCGAGGAAGGCGAGGAGGAGGAAGAAGAGGAAGAGGAAGGAGAAACAAAAUGUGAUACGGUGCUGGCGGGCGAGCAGCGCAAUGGAUUGCCGGAUCCCAUUGGCAGUGGCACCACCACACCGAGCAAGGCACAGAAAACGGUCGUCCACACGUGCAAGUACUGCGAUGUGGCGUUUGGGGCCGCAUCCGCCUGCCAGCUGCACGAAAUGCAAGACCACGAUCUGCUGGCACCGUACGGUUGCAUCUACUGCGAGUACAAAACCUCCAUCCGGACGUAUCUGAUCACGCACAUCCGCGAUUCGCACAGUGUCGCCCGGCCGUACAUCUGUGUGCAGUGCAACAAGGGAUUCAUGCGCCGGUCCGAUCUCAAGAAGCACACGUUCGUGCACACCGGCAUACGGCCGUACGCGUGCGACCAGUGCAGCAAAAGUUUCUCGCGCAACACGAAUCUCAAGAAGCAUAUGCGCACCCAUCUCGGGUUAAAGCCGCACGCCUGCACGGUUUGUGCUCGAUCGUUCGCGAACAAGGCGGACUUGGUGCGGCACCGGAGCUAUCACCAGGAGCUGGUACCGCAACAUUCGUGCGUACGCUGUGGAACGCUGUACACGCAAAAGGAUAAGCUGUACGAGCACGAGCGGUACUGUAUGGGACAGACGGCGUUCAGUUUCGGGCUGGGAGUACCACCGCUGGUAGAGUCGGUAAAGCAGGAGCUACCGUUUCAGGGUAGUUUGGGUGGUUCGAUUCCACCGCCGGAAGGUGUACCGGCGAUGGAACCGAAUCCUGCCCAACCCCGAAUCGUUGACGACCCGCCAACCUACAGUCUGGAUCCUGCUUUACCACCCAACCCGAACAUGCCACAGACUCCACCGUCGAGCAAAAUCUACAGCUGCACGAAAUGUCCCAAACGGUUCCUGAGUAAAGCGAGCCUACGGGCACACCAGAGCACCCAUCCGGCGGAUGAAAAGCGCAUCUACGAAUGUCCCCAGUGUAAGAGCUCGUUCGACGGUAAGCGUGAGUACGAACAGCACCUUCAAACUCACCCCGAGCUGAAACCGUUCGCGUGUCCGACCUGUGGCAAGCGGUUCUCGCGCCGCGACAAACUUCACCGCCACGAGCGUACCCAUCAGCAGGAUCGUAACUUUUGCUGCCCGCACUGUUCGGCCAACUUUGUGCGGAAGGAUGCGUUCGAGUCGCAUCUGAAGAUUCACUGCAAUCCAACCGGGGAUGGUUCGUUGCUCAGCUCGCUGGGACACGUACCGGGCGUACCGGAGCUGAUGGUACCGAUGCAACAACAUUCCCUGCUGUAUUCCAUGGUGCGGGAAGAUGGAACGAUGGCCAUCGAUCCGUCGAUGCGUAUGUGAAGCACGUCUAGGUGCGCUAGAGCGGUUAGCGGUUAAAAGGAUUUUAUACUAAAACUAGCAAGAUUUUUCUUUACAAGAAAUCAUUCUCACCUUACGCUGUACUGCUCGAUCGAUCCAAACUCCCGAUCAAAUUUUUUUGUUGUGUAAAAAUGAGGGAAAUUUAAAUCUUAAAUCUUAACCUUCUAGCAUCAGACCGUGUACCUAGUAUAUGUGUAUAUGUAAGACAAUGCUCGUGCUAAUGGUUCGCGUAAGAAAUAUUCCACAAACAUGGCCAUAGUUUUUCGUUUUGUUUUAGUGUCUCUAUAGUGUACUGUGGUUCAGCGUUCAGGGCCGCGUGCAGAAACAUUUUGCCACUAUGUCAACCUUUAUUUAUGUAUAGCGAUAGUGGGAUGGAAUCGGCGGGAAUGUUCACAUCGUUUAGUUUAAGCUUAAGUGUGCGGCAGUACAGUAGUAGUGCUAAACUAGCGGAAUGUGUUUGCUGUAACGGAAACAAAACUCUAUUUACACCACACCAAGUGUUUCAUCGAUAAAUACAUAACUCAGAACAAAACUAGCGAGCAAAAAGGGGAGACGGAUUAGAGCUGUCGAGAGAAAUUUGUAUCAUAAUUUCCAUUAACUUUAAUAUUUUUUUGGUUUAAAAGUAAUUUAGUUUUUUUUUCGUAA